This is a messenger RNA of Astyanax mexicanus (Mexican tetra), 2421 nucleotides long. It is a transcript of the gene cxxc4, whose product is annotated as CXXC finger 4. Gene Ontology annotation, cellular component: nucleus. Bases 391 to 1260 code for a protein of 289 amino acids. Gene Ontology annotation, molecular function: zinc ion binding; methyl-CpG binding. The transcript has 3 exons. NCBI's taxonomy places the organism in Eukaryota, Metazoa, Chordata, Actinopteri, Characiformes, Acestrorhamphidae. The record is from RefSeq and is a predicted model, not a curated record.
CACUUACACACAUGCACGCGCGCGCGCACACACACACCCGGAGCAGGGAACAGCAGCUCGCUCGCUCUCGCGCUCGCAGUGCUCCCUGUGUGCGCGCGCUGGCUGGGUGCUGCUGUUAUUGUUAUUGUUGUAGUUAUUGUUAUUGUUUGUUAUUUUUUUUGUCUUUUAUUUUUGUUUUGGGUAUUUUUUUUGUUCCAGCCCACGUGACCCAAAUGAGGGGAGAUGCAGCGCGUGCAGUGAUCUGAAGGUCUGGAGAUCCGGGUUCAGGAUGGUGAGGUUCUGUGUCUGAGAAGCUCCAAGUGAAGGAAGGCCGGCCGACCCCGUCAGAACCUCCCGAGCCCCGACCCGCCCCUCUCCACCGCGCUACCGCACCGCCGCCCAGCUCCAGCCAUGUCCAACCUGAACGCGGCGCUGUGCAUCGAGAGCGGGCAGAGUGCCGACGUCUCGCUGCUGCAGAAGGACAUCCUGCAGGACGGCGGAUUAAACCAGCUGUUGGAUUAUAACGCGGAACUGGAGCGGUACCGGUCAUUCGCCAACUUUUACAAAACCAACGGCGCGUUCCCUCAGACCGCCAAAAUCGCCCGCAUCACCACGCCCAUCUUCCCCAGCGCCCGCAUCGGCGUGUCCCCCUGGAACUGCGACAACGCCAUGCUCUGGGGACGGAAAUCGGCGGCGGCGAUAAACCCCAACAGGACCGGCGCGCACCGGAACGAAUCCCCGCGGCCGGGGAAGCCGGAGACGCUGCAAAUGGCAAAUAAUAAUUUCCUCUCUACCUUAUCCCCGGAACACUGCCGGCCUUUAGCCGGGGAAUGCAUGAACAAGCUGAAAUGCGGCGCCAGCGAAGCAGAGAUAAUGAAUCUCCCCGAACGCGUCGGGACUUUUUCCGCCAUCCCGGCUCUAGGGGGCAUCUCAUUACCUCCCGGGGUCAUCGUCAUGACAGCCCUUCACUCCCCCGCUGCCUCCGCCGCCGUUACAGACAGUGCGUUUCAAAUUGCCAAUCUGGCAGACUGCCCGCAGAAUAACUCCUCCUCCUCCUCCGCGUCCGCCGGGAACCCGGCCAAGAAGAAGAGGAAACGGUGCGGGGUGUGUGCCCCCUGCAGGCGGCUCAUCAACUGCGGCGUCUGCAGCAGCUGCAGGAACCGCAAGACCGGACACCAAAUCUGCAAAUUCCGCAAGUGUGAGGAGCUGAAGAAGAAGCCCGGGUCCUCACUGGAGAGGACGCCGGUGAGUAACGGCGAGGCGUUCCGGUGGUUCUUUUAGGCCGAACCCAGGAGACCCCAGGCCACCUUCAGACUCUCUGCUAAAAGCUCCUGUGGGGCUCCCAGAACCUGAACCCGAACCCCAGCAGGGGGCGCGAGAGCGGCGGCGGCGCGAGAGAGAGAGAGAGAGCCGGAGACGAGGGACGGCGUGGCGUCGGCUUUACGCUGUCAUUUCUUUUCCUGUGUAAUUAUUGUACCUUUCCACCGUAUCAUAAUGUAUAUUUUUCGGUGUGUAUGAACGUGUUUCGGUGUCGUGGCUGUUCCAGUUACAGCCGUUCUUUACGUAACGGACUCAGUAGACAAUCAUCAACACCUGGGAUUAAUAAACAAUACCGACGGAGGCCACCGGGGCGGCGCUGUGACCCGGCCCGGCCGCCACCACCGGGAGCUUUUCCACCUGCAGCAAUAAUCGGGAAGGUGAUUAUCCCUCAUUUUUUGGGUGAUUUUUUAAUUUUUUGGGUGAUUUUAUCGGAGCGUUGCGUCGCCGGCGGAAGCAGAGGGAAACGGCAGCCGUCGCCUCGCGUCUGGAGUUCAGCGUUUUUUUACAGACUCUCUGAAUCUGCGCACCAAAACACGCCUGGAUUUGUUCGUUUUUCCAGAUUUUUUUGGAAUUUUAAGGCAGAAAAUUGUCUUACAUGUUGCUUUUCCUCCUCGCGCAUCCCGUCUCACUCCGGUGCGCCCCCUACAGGCCGCCGGAGAAACACUCGUAUGGAUCAUUUAUUAUUUAUUUUAACACAUUUUAACAAAAACUGCCCAAAAGUAAACAGAACUACCAGAAAAUAAGUUCUGUUUCCUGGUAAAACAUUAAAUUAAUUUCUAAAUUCAGUAUUUAAAAUUUAAAGAACGUCUGAGGAACGUCCCACAAACAGUAUAGAAAGUAAAAGUAAUGAAGUUUAAAGUAAUUCUUUAUUAAUUUGUUAUUAAUAAAAUAACCCCCCAGACUCCGCCCCCUCAUUACAGCCCUGAUGUUGCAUGUGUAAAUGUGUUUUUGGUUUUGAAGAUUAAUCUGAGGAUUUGUAAAUUGCUGUUGUGAUGCUUUUAUGUGUUCAAAUAGAAAAAAAGACAAAAAGUGUAAAAAAAAAUGAUAAUAAUUUGAUGUCAGCGAAUAAUGAAAUAAUUUUUAUUAUUCUCACUUGUAAAAUAAAACAUUACGAUCACCUGA